Messenger RNA from Melampsora larici-populina 98AG31, 1374 nucleotides. RefSeq lists its product as uncharacterized. NCBI's taxonomy places the organism in Eukaryota, Fungi, Basidiomycota, Pucciniomycetes, Pucciniales, Melampsoraceae. The record is from RefSeq and is a predicted model, not a curated record. The transcript is spliced from 7 exons. The coding region runs from base 1 to 1374 and encodes 457 amino acids.
AUGACCAAUGCUGGAGAUGAAAGAACACGGGGCCGAGUGAUGAUUAUCAACCCUGGGGGACAAACAAGCGGUGGCGGAGCGGGUGACCAAGACAGUCAAAGUACCGUUCCCGAAAUGGGGGACGAGGCUGCCACGAAACAAAUAGGGCCGGGCAGCCUCUAUAGGGAUGCCCGUAUCCGGUUCGGUUACAGUGACAGGGAUGUAUUCAGGUGUAUCGAAGCAGACAAAAAUUUUGCUGUCGUAAAGAAGUCGUUGCCGGUCAUGCAUGAAAUUGAGUACACACCUGGUCGCCGAGAAACAAGACGGAGCGGAUAUGGACUGGGAGUUGUGCAGGUUCCAUGGUGUUGCCGACAGUGGAAAAUUUUAUAUGCGAAAAGGAUGACGGUUAGUCUAGCAUCAUCCGAGGAAGACCUAUUUUUAAGCAGCUCUGGCCAGGCAUCGUGGUCCCAAGGAGACGAAACCGGAAUGACAGAGCUAACCUGGUCUACGACUGGAGGCCUGGCGAUAAUAAGUUCGUCGUUGUUCUGCUUGGUCUGGUCUAAGCUGCGAAUCACGAACUGUGAAGAGGCUGGUCAAGUUGACCAUGCUGAAAGGGCCUUACCAGCUACAAUCACACGCAAUCGAAACUCAUCGAAUAAGGAUAGAGAAGACAAUAACAGUUCAGCAUGGCUUCGUCAUUCCGGGUGGGCACUACCUGACAUAAUUCGGUUGGCUCAGCGAGGUUACAGUGGCUGUCAGCGAAGGGCAUACGAUGCAUUGGUCAAUUUGCGACCUGGACUAGGAGCUCCCUUGCCGGUCCUGCUAUUCGACAAGGGCGAGAUGUACGGACCAGAACUAGUUGGCCUCUCCAGUUUGAGCGGUGUCGUUGUCCGCGGUGGCCAGGAGCAGUGCGCGAGGUUGAUUGUGGAUCAAGAGGCGUGCCAAGUUGUGCAAGGAGGCGUCUCAGGGCACACGGACGCUCCAGGCUUGACUAUUUCGGCGCGUGGGCUGGUACUUCGCGAUAAUUGGAUUGGUACUGACACCUUUGGAGACGAGUGGCGGCUUACCAGCUUGAUGCAUAGGGAGUGGGACAUGACUCAUUUGAUGUUCAGAGAUUUUGAAGUCGAUUACAUUUAUGACGUGAAGGAAAUCAGCGGUGAUCCACAAUGGGGUAUCGCGGUGGGUGAGGUAAUCUGCUUUGUCGGCGAGGUGCACAUAGUCUCAGUAUACGCACGUUGCUCGAGAAAUGAGCGCUCAGAAACAGGCCGAUGGGGUGGUCCGCUAUUAUCGGGGGGUGCCCGUGCCGAGUACAAGUACGGUACUGGCUGCCAGAGGGUGGCGGGCCACCCAGUACCGGCUACAGAAGUAUUUGAAGAUUUUUGGCAACUUGCCUAA